Lactuca saligna is the source of this 456-nucleotide messenger RNA. The record is from the annotation of a GenBank genome assembly. NCBI's taxonomy places the organism in Eukaryota, Viridiplantae, Streptophyta, Magnoliopsida, Asterales, Asteraceae.
AUGAUUAGAUCUAAUAGGUUGCAUGCACCCUUACGUGUGUCAUAUCCUUACCAAGAAGAAGACAAAGUGGUACCGGACACACUUGAGGAAGAGAGAAAUUAUGAUCCGACAAUUCCCCUACCAUCUAUCCCAGUAUCAACUGAUGUUGAGUUGUUUGAAGACGAAGAAGAGACCAUCAAGGAGGAGGAGCAACAUGAAAAGGAGUUCAGUGGAGUACCUAUAGUUAGUUCACCCUACUCGGAUUCAUCUUCCCACCAGGAUCGUGAGGAGACUCACGAGGAGGACCCUAUUAAUUCGGAGUCAUCUCCAGUGAUUGUUGCUCCACUUCCCCCGUCUUCAAGCCAAUCUAUUAGUAUUCAUGCUUUGGGACUCAGGACUAUAACUACCCCUAGAAAGUUUGUUCCCAUUCCAACCUACAAGAGAGCAACUUCACUGCCCUCAUCAUCGAGAUUAUAA